Molecule: messenger RNA, 1272 nt
Organism: Cinclus cinclus
Lineage: Eukaryota; Metazoa; Chordata; Aves; Passeriformes; Cinclidae
Gene: QTRT2
Product: queuine tRNA-ribosyltransferase accessory subunit 2
Exons: 8
Coding region: 1-1272 (423 amino acids)
Molecular function (GO): tRNA-guanosine(34) queuine transglycosylase activity
Source: RefSeq, a predicted model, not a curated record
AUGAAGCUAAAGCUUCUCGGUGCCGGCGGCGGGCGGCUGGGCUCGCUGGCGGGGCUGGGCCGCAGCGGGGCCGGCGCACUGGCGCUGCCCGGCUGCCUGCUGUACACGCGGACAGGCGCGGCGCCGCACCUCACGCACGACACGCUGCGGGAGGUGCGCGGCGUGCCCGGCGUGGCGCACAUCGCCCUGCCCGCCCUGGCAGAAAUUCAUGACGUCCUGGAAGAGUAUAAAGAAGGAGCAGCAAAAUUUAUGGGUUUGCCAGAUGCUGUGCUCUACUGCUCCCUGCAUGACCCAGUCACUCCCUGCCCCACUGGCUACAACACUAACAAGAUGGUCUCCCUGUGGGGAAGCUCAGGGCGCAUGGAGAUGACAGCUUCCAAGUUCAUGGACAUCCAGCGGGCCAUCCAGCCAGACUGGUUCCAGUGCAUCUCUGAUGGAGACACCAUUUCUGGGGAAGCUGGCAGAAAAAGAGCCAAGAAGUCUGUGGAUAGGUCACUUUCCUUCUUGGAUAUAUGCCUUCAGCUGCAAGAAAAAUUACCGGAACUACAAGGAAGUGUAAUGUUUGGAGCAAUUGAAGGUGGAGAGAUCUUGGAGGAGAGGCUCAGAUCAGCCAGGGAGACUGCCAAACGGCCUGUGGGUGGCUUUCUGCUAGAUGGCUUCCAGGGAAGUGCCAUGGCCAAGGAGACCAAGUUGAAACUGAUAGCUUCUGUCACAGCAGAGCUGCCAGAGGAUAAACCAAGAAUCAUUCAUGGUAUAGGCAAACCAGAUGAGGUGCUUGAGUGCGUUGAAAUGGGAGUGGACAUUUUUGAGAGCUUCUUUCCCUUCCAAGUGACUGAGCGAGGCUGUGCCUUGGUUUUCAGUUAUGACUGCCAUCCAGAUCCUGAAGCAACAGUUUUAAAACAAUAUGAGACCCAGGACCUGGAAAAGAAUGGUGCUCAAGAAGACCAGGAGGAAGUCUCCAAAGCUGACCCAGAAAUGACACCAUUUGAGAUAUCUCUGAAGGAUAAAAAAUACCACAAUGAUUUUGGUCCUUUGCUGGAAGGAUGCAGCUGUUACUGCUGUCAGAGGCACACUCGUGCCUACAUCCAUCACCUCCUGGAGACCAACGAGCUGCUGUCUGGUGUCCUGCUCAUGAUGCACAACUUCCAGCACUACUUUGGUUUCUUCAGUGCCAUUCGGGAUGCCUUAAGGGACAGUAAACUAGAUCAACUCAAGGAGCUUGUCUUCAGGCAGGCGCUGCAAGGCCUGGCAAAUGUAACACUGAGAGAGUGA